Molecule: messenger RNA, 5779 nt
Organism: Rhinolophus ferrumequinum (greater horseshoe bat)
Lineage: Eukaryota; Metazoa; Chordata; Mammalia; Chiroptera; Rhinolophidae
Gene: FLRT1
Product: fibronectin leucine rich transmembrane protein 1
Exons: 3
Coding region: 1145-3169 (674 amino acids)
Molecular function (GO): protein binding
Source: RefSeq, a predicted model, not a curated record
CGGGCAGAUGCGACGCCGCGCACCCCUCGCCCCGGGCCCGCCACCGCGCUCCGCUGCGCGGCGGGGGCUCCUCUCUCGGCCCCCCCUGGGCGCCCUCCGGCUGCGGUUCCUGCCCGCUCCUUGGAAUAACCCCUGAGGCUCCAGCCGUCGCCGCAAAGUUUCCCGAGGAGACCCGCCUCCUGGCCGCAGCGCAGGUGAGGAGGCAGCAGUGGGGGAAAAGGACUCCUUUUUGGACAGACAAGACCGGGGGUGAAGCAGGAAUAACCUGUCCCCCCCCUUACCUCCCCAGCAACAAAACCUCUCUACAAACAGGUGCAGCCAAGCGGGACUGAGCCCCUACCACCCCCACCCCAAGCAUCUUCCCAAAAAGGGCCUGUGGGGCCUGACAGCUCAGCAGCGCAUGUCAGCAGCUCAGCCCCGCGGUGAACAUCUGAACUCCUCAGCGGUAAUGGACCCCCUCGGUCCCCCCGGAGACGCAGCCUGAGUGGCAGGAAUACCGAUUCUUUGGAGAGUGGCUCCCUCUCAGCUCUGUCACACAAGAACACUCUCUGUACCGGAGCCCAUUCUGCCAAGUGAUUUAAAAGGAUUAAAGAAAAAAAAGAAACUUGGUAAAGAAAAGGGGGUAAAAGCCACACAGAAGUCUUUCGGAAGAGGAGGUGGCGGCCAACAGACAAAAGGGUGAAAGUUGAAAGAGGGCAGCGAGAGGCCAAGCUCCGGGAUGGGCGCCAGGCCAUAGGGCAUGCCUGGGGAGCGGGGGCCCAGAACACGCUCAGGCCGCGCACAGGAGUCCCGGGGCCGCAGGGGGACGCCUCUGCAGGCCCCAUUUGGGCAGAGAGGCCAGCAGUGCGCAAGGCCUGGGGCGCGGAGGAUGCUCCACACCCACAGCCACGUCUGACCGAGAGGAACCCAGCAGAGCGAGCACAGGAUCCCUUCCCUGCACUUGGGGGCAUCCCCAGCGCCUCCCAGCUUCCUAGGUCUGCAGUCUGCACCCUAAGUGCCAAGGCCACUGGCCAGAAUGUGAGCACGGCCCAGGCCCCCUUGGACCUGAGCACAGCAUCCAGAGCAGUGACCCCAGCAAGACCCAGCAGGCUCCAGAGCUGCAGUGAAGGAGGUGUUGAGGCCCCGACUUUCCCAGCCAUCCACCAUGGUGGUGGCACACCCCACCGCCACCGCCACCACCACGCCUGCCGCCACAGUCACGGCCACCGUCGUGAUGACCACGGCCACCAUGGACCUGCGGGACUGGCUGUUUCUCUGCUACGGGCUUAUCGCCUUCCUGACGGAGGUCAUCGACAGCACCACCUGCCCCUCGGUGUGCCGCUGUGACAACGGCUUCAUCUACUGCAACGACCGGGGACUCACCUCCAUCCCCGCCGACAUCCCCGACGAUGCCACCACCCUGUACCUGCAGAACAACCAGAUCAACAACGCGGGCAUCCCCCAGGACCUCAAGACCAAGGUCAACGUGCAGGUCAUCUACCUGUACGAGAACGACCUGGACGAGUUCCCCGUCAACCUGCCCCGCUCCCUGCGGGAGCUGCACCUGCAGGACAACAACGUGCGAGCCAUCGCCAGGGACUCGCUGGCCCGCGUCCCACUGCUGGAGAAGCUGCACCUGGACGACAACUCCGUGUCCACCGUCAGCAUCGAGGAGGACGCCUUCGCCGACAGCAGGCGGCUCAAGCUGCUCUUCCUCAGCCGGAACCACCUGAGCAGCAUCCCCUCGGGGCUGCCCCGCACGCUGGAGGAGCUGCGGCUGGACGACAACCGCAUCUCCACCAUCCCGCUGCACGCCUUCAAGGGCCUGGACAGCCUGAGGCGCCUGGUGCUGGACGGCAACCUGCUGGCCAACCCACGCAUCGCCGACGACACCUUCAGCCGCCUGCACAACCUCACCGAGCUCUCGCUGGUGCGCAAUUCGCUGGCCGCCCCGCCCCUCAACCUGCCCAGCGCCCACCUGCAGAAGCUCUACCUGCAGGACAACGCCAUCAGCCACAUCCCCUACAACACGCUGGCCAAGAUGCACGAGCUGGAGCGCCUGGACCUGUCCAACAACAACCUCACCACGCUGCCCCGCGGCCUAUUCGACGACCUGGAGAACCUGGCCCAGCUGCUGCUGCGGAACAACCCCUGGUUCUGCGGCUGUAACCUCGUGUGGCUGCGGGACUGGGUGAAGGCGAGGGCGGCCGUAGUCAACGUUCGAGGCCUCAUGUGCCAGGGCCCCGAGAAGGUCCGGGGCAUGGCCAUCAAGGACAUCACCAGCGAGAUGGACGAGUGCUUUGACACCGGGUCGCAGGGUGGGGCAGCCAACACCGCUGCCAAGACCACGGCCGGCAACCACGCCUCUGCCACCACACCCCAGGGCUCACUCUUCACCCUCAAGGCCAAGAGGCCGGGGCUGCGCCUCCCUGACUCCAACCUUGACUACCCCAUGGCCACGGGCGACGGCGCCAAGACCCUGGUGAUCCACGUGAAGCCCCUGACGGCAGACUCCAUCCACAUCACAUGGAAGGCCACACUCCCCGCCUCCUCCUUCCGGCUCAGCUGGCUGCGCCUGGGCCACAGCCCGGCCGUGGGCUCCAUCACGGAGACCCUGGUGCAAGGGGACAAGACAGAGUACUUGCUGACGGCCCUGGAGCCCAAGUCCACCUACAUCAUCUGCAUGGUCACCAUGGAGACGGGCAACACCUACGUGGCCAACGAGACACCCGUGUGCGCCAAGGCGGAGACGGCGGACAGCUACGGCCCCACCACCACGCUCAACCAAGAGCAGAAUGCCAACCCCAUGGCCGGCCUGCCCCUGGCGGGCAUCAUUGGUGGUGCCGUGGCCCUCGUCUUCCUCUUCCUGAUCCUGGGGGCCAUCUGCUGGUACGUGCACCGAGCCAGCGAGCUGCUGACACGGGAGCGGGCCUACAACCGGGGCAGUCGGAAAAAGGACGACUACAUGGAGUCGGGGACCAAGAAGGAUAAUUCCAUCCUGGAAAUCCGAGGCCCCGGGCUGCAAAUGCUGCCCAUUAACCCUUAUGGCACCAAAGAGGAGUACGUGGUCCACACCAUCUUCCCCUCCAAUGGCAGCAGCCUCUGCAAGGGCACGCACACCAUCGGCUACGGCACCACCCGGGGCUACCGUGACGGCGGGAUCCCCGACAUAGACUAUUCCUACACAUGAGGGCCCGCCGGGUAUGCCCGCCCCAGCUCCCGCCUCCUCCUGAUGUGGCGACCCCAUGGCUUUGCCCAGCCUGCUGCCGUCCGACAGAGCAGGGAAAAGAAACUCCACGACAACUUUCCCAGCAAAAAGCAGUUUGGGGAGGGUUGACAAUUUUCUAGAACACCACAGUGAAAAAAAUUUUUUUUUAAAGAAUAGAAAGCAGGAGGAGUAUUUGACGUUAUACCAAAUUAUGCCAGUUGGGGAGGGAAGAACUAAAAAUAAUAUUGCAGUAAGGGUUGGGUCGGGGUUUUUUUUUUUCCUGAACUGGAAAGAUACUACCUGUACAACGUCUGUGUACGCCUCAUGCUCUGUUCAGGACCAUCAUAAAAGGACCGUCAGAGAGAAGCAGCCGAUACGCGAAGCCCCCACGCAGCUCUCACUGCCGCCUGCUCGCUGGCAAAGACGUGAUAGAAGAUUUUCAGGCUCCUCACAAAGGAGAGGGGGAAGAAAAGAUCUUUUGCUAUGGAGAUAUUGUCCUGAAAUCUCUUUCCUGGUUCUUUCCAUACCGUUUCCCUUCCAGAUUUUCAGAAAUAUUGCGCCUUUCACUGCAUUCUUUCAACAAUGAUAUAGCCAAUUAAAAAACAAACUUUCUUUUUCCUAUCCUGAGACCCUCUUCAAUUCCAUGCACCAUCCUCUGUGGAAGCCUCAUGGAAGCUGCGGCUUUCCCGGCCACUUGGAGAUGCAUCUAUCUACCUGUCUAUCUCUAUCUAUGUCAUGUCUAAAUACAGACUGGUAGGUAGAGCCAAACAGAUGGUCCUUACAGCACUUCUUGGGUCAGUUCAUACCAUUUCCUGAGACAAUAGAGUUGCGAAAACGUUGUUUUCUCCUAGCAAUCAUUGAGUAAGUAGACAUAGUGUGUUGGGGAUGGGAGUGGGGUGGGGGACAACGCUGUUCGUAAAGGUGGAGGUGUGUCUGUCCUGGACAGGUGGCUGGGGGGACCCUGGGCAAGGGGGACUUUCAGCUCGAUCCUAUCUCAGGUCGGCCAGAGCUGAGCGCACUCCUUUCUGAUGAUAUGGAGAAACUUCUUUUGACUGCCAGUGUCCUCACCUCCCUCACCCCCACAUUCAGUCACUCAGUAGCGACUUUCUCUUUGCUCUAUGCUGCCUCCUGGGACAGGAGAUUGGCACAGGGAUGGGUUUUGGGUUUUGUUUUGUGUUAAUAUCAGCUGAUUAGACCUAAUGGUUUCCAUGGCUGCUCAAACAAAGCCCAGAAAAAGACACGAAAAUUCUCAGAAAAGCCCUGGCAGCUAGCACCCCCAAAUACAGAACACUCAGCGUGCCCACCCUUGGAGAUGGAAGCCCAGAUCACCCUCCGAACAUGCCAGCCUCCAAAAGGGUACUGACCGGAGCCCUCAGAAGAGUAAAGAUUUUAUUUCCUCCCUCUGGAGCCAACGUUGUCAUCAUUUAUCAACUGACAGUACAGUGUGACGAGCCAUGAGAUUACAACGAUGAUGAAAUAAUGACAGCAAAUCUGGAAAGAAGAGAGGAGAGGUGCCUGGGGUUUGGGUAUCUCCUGCGUCCCAGCACUCGGGGGACCCUGGUUACCAUCCAUCAACGUGCCACCUGUCCUGCGCCGAGCAAGAGUCAUGUCAAAGGAGAGAUGCUGGUCUGAGGACAGAGAGGACGAGAAGAGGUCCAACUCCUGGCAGCGGCGUUUUCAAAAGGCCUCAACUGCUUUGACAAAAGCCAAAGGCGGGAGGACAAGACUAACAGCAGUCGCAGGGCUGCCAUGACAGGCCCGGGACUGGCCACCCACAGGACAUGAGAAGAUGCUACUGGCAGCCUUCAGUGAAUGGGGCGCUUUGAAAGAAAUGGACACAACAGCUGCAUGAGAGCAGUGGAGAGGAGACAUGGGCUCUCCACGGCCUGGCCAAAUGGACAGUCUCACCAAACGGAGACUCCCAACUCUCGAGCCCCAGGGAGAGGCCAAGGGCAUGGACCCAUCUCAUUCUAAAACAAGCCUUUUCUCCCUUUUCCCACUUGAAUCAUUUUCUCAUACAGUGAGGUCAGGAGAGAAAUUUUUCCCAGCCUUAAUUUCACGUCUGUGUAAAGACGGCCCUCCCUUUGGCCUGCAGUGGCCCCAGACACAGGGUCCGUUCCCGGCAGCUCAGGGAGGAGGAGAGGGUGCAGCAGGAUGUGUGGGGCAUUGGCUGGGGCACAGAAGUCCAAGGUCUCUGCUGUUUCUGAAAAGAGGGCCCCUCCCUCACAGCACCACUCCUGCCUUCUGUCAGUGUCCCAGGAAAAUCAGUCCCUGGCCACCGUACCACUGGCCCCCAAGUCCCCUCUGCCCACAUGCUCAGUUCCCCAGCUCACUCUAGGUCCUCCUUUCUCCUUUCUCCUUUCCCCAUGACAGGCAGAGGUCAGAUCAUCCCCGUAGAGGCGACAAAGGCAUUUGGGGAACAGCAGGUGGCCCGAUGCCGAGGGCUGUGGGGGAGAACCUUGCCACCAGUGCCCUCCAAGACCAGGCCUAGGGAUGAACUUUCCUCCCCCAGAGCACAAAGCGGGCCCAAGCAGGAUGACAUUGGUCACCAGCUCGCGGCUCCUGCACUAACUAAGCUCAGGCAAGGCUCAC